AUGUGCAACAAGACCUCUUCCAACCCCGACCGCGUGGUCCUCCCCGCAAACGUCACGCCCUCGCACUACACCCUCACCAUCACCCCCGACUUCAAGGAGUUCACCUUUGGCGGUUAUGUUGAGAUAAACGUGACUAUCCACGAGGCUACCAAGACGGUCAAGGUUAACACCAAGGAUCUCACUCUCAAGACCACCAGCAUCGAGAUCGACGGCAAGACCCACGAGCCCGUCUCGACUACCCACGAUGAGCAUCACGAUACCACCACCUUCAACUUUGAGCAUGAGCUCCCCAAGGGCUCUGCUGUCCUCCGUAUUCUCUACGAUGGUAUUUUGAGCGACAAGAUGGCUGGUUUCUACCGCUCCUCCUACAAGGAUACAGAGGGCAACACUAAGUACAUGGGUGUAACCCAAUUCGAGGCCACCGAUGCCCGUCGCGCUUUCCCCUGCUGGGAUGAGCCUUCUGCCAAGGCCACCUACUCCAUUUCCUUGGUCGUCCCCACCGAGCUGGUCGCUCUCUCGAAUAUGCCCGUUUCUUCGGUUACCCAGGUCGAGCCCGAGCAAAAGACCGUCAACUUUGAGAAGACUCCUAUCAUGUCAACCUACCUUGUCGCUUGGGCUGUCGGAGAGUUCGAAUACAUUGAGACCACGACGACCAAACUUGAGAAGCCAGUCACCUGCCGUGUUUACACUCUUCCUGGCUUGAAAGAGCAGGGUCGCUUCGCCCUCGAGAUCACCCCCAAGGUUCUCGAGUACUUCUCUGAGAUCUUCGGCACUGCCUACCCUCUGCCCAAACUCGACCAUCUCGCUGUUCCCGAUUUUGAUGCCGGCGCCAUGGAGAACUGGGGUCUUGUCACCUACCGUACUGUUGCGUUGUUGUUUGAUGAGAAGACCUCUGAUUUGCGCUUCAAGGAGCAGGUUGCUGUCACUGUUGCUCACGAGAUUGCUCAUCAGUGGUUUGGAAACUUGGUCACAAUGGAGUGGUGGGAUCAUUUGUGGUUGAACGAAGGCUUCGCCACCUGGGUCGGAACCUUGGCUGUUGAUCACCUCUUCCCUAAGUGGGACACUUGGUCAACCUUCGUGGUUGAUGACAUGCAGCGUGGUAUCGGCUUGGACUCGCUUCGCAGCUCCCAUCCUAUUGAGGUCCCCGUCAACGACCCUCAUGAGAUCCACCAAAUCUUCGAUGCCAUUUCGUACUCUAAGGGCGCCUCUGUCAUUCGCAUGUUGAGCAACUGGUUGACUGUCGACGUGUUCUUGGCUGGAAUUCGUCGCUACCUUAAGAAGCACGAAUAUGAGAAUGCUACCACUGACGACCUUUGGAACGCCCUGUCGGAGGAGUCCAAGGUUGACGUCCGCGAGUUCAUGAACACCUGGACCCGUGUCAUUGGUAUCCCUAUCUUGGAUAUCAAGGAAACCGAUGGCGUCGUCACCGUGGAACAGCACCGCUUCCUGUCGACCAACGAUGUUAAGCCCGAAGAGGAUGAGACUAUUUGGUGGGUACCUUUGGGUGUUCACCCCAAGCCAGCCUCGAUCGCCGACCCCAACCAGACUCUCAAGAGCCGCUCCCUGUCGUUCGAGGUUCCCGAAAGCGCCUAUCUGUUCAACAAAGACUACAGUGGUGUCUUCCGCACCAACUAUCCACCCAGCGCCAUCAGCCGUAUCGGAAAGGCAAUCCUCGAAGGAUCUGACUUGGUUGGCUUGAGUGACCGCGCUGGUCUUGUUGCCGAUAUCGCCUCGCUCUCAAAGUCUGGUCACACCGCCACGAGCAACUUCCUGGACCUGGUUCAGUACUAUAAGAACGAGGAGACAUACGUUGUCUGGGAGCUCCUUGCAGGUCGUGUUGGCGAGAUUGCGUCGAUCUUUGCGGAUGACGAGCGCAUCAACCAGGGGAUCAAGCAUUUCCAGCGAAACUUGGUUGAUCGCAUGGUCAGCAAGCUGGGAUGGGAGUUCCCUGAGGGCGAGGACUACUUGACGAGCCGUCUUCGUAACGUUAUCUUGCGCUCUGCCGGUCGCGCUGGCCACGAGGCCACCGUUGCUGAGGCUAAGCGUCGUUUUGCCCUGUUUGUCUCUGGCCCCGCACACGAUUCUAUCUUGCACCCUUCGAUCCGCCAGACGGCGUUUGAGAUCGUCUUGUCUCAGGGUGGCGAGGAGGAGUUCCGCCACAUCCUCAAAUACUUCCAUGAUGCGCCCAAGCAGGAUCAGCAGGUCAUUGCUCUCCUCGCCCUCGGAUUCGUUCAGCAGCCUGAGUUGAUUGCCGAGGUUCAGGCUCUGGCGAUCUCAGAGUCCGUUCGUCCCCAGGAUAUCUUCUACGUCCUUGCGGGUCUCUCUGCCAACCCUGCUUCGCGUCGUGCUACUUGGGAUUGGGUCAAGGCCAACUGGAACACUCUUGCGAACCGCUACAAGUCGUCGAUGUCGAUGCUGGGUGCCUGUGUCAAGUACCCUCUUUCACAGUCGUCGGAUGUUACCAUUAUUAAGGAGGUCAAGGAGUUCUUUGCUGACAAGGAUACUAAGGACUUCCAGCGUGCUCUUGACCAGGCUCUGGAAGGACUCGAUGUCAACUCUGCCUGGGUCGCCCGCGAGCAGCAGGGUCUUUCUGAGUGGUUGUCCGCCAACAAGUACUAA
Molecule: messenger RNA, 2619 nt
Organism: Gamsiella multidivaricata
Lineage: Eukaryota; Fungi; Mortierellomycota; Mortierellomycetes; Mortierellales; Mortierellaceae
Product: aminopeptidase
Exons: 4
Coding region: 1-2619 (872 amino acids)
Biological process (GO): proteolysis; peptide catabolic process
Cellular component (GO): cytoplasm
Molecular function (GO): metalloaminopeptidase activity; peptide binding; zinc ion binding
Source: RefSeq, a predicted model, not a curated record